This is a messenger RNA of Hermetia illucens (black soldier fly), 5724 nucleotides long. RefSeq names its product rapamycin-insensitive companion of mTOR (gene rictor). The record is from RefSeq and is a predicted model, not a curated record. Gene Ontology annotation, molecular function: protein serine/threonine kinase activator activity. The transcript is spliced from 20 exons. Gene Ontology annotation, biological process: positive regulation of phosphatidylinositol 3-kinase/protein kinase B signal transduction; TORC2 signaling. Bases 199 to 5364 code for a protein of 1721 amino acids. Gene Ontology annotation, cellular component: TORC2 complex. NCBI's taxonomy places the organism in Eukaryota, Metazoa, Arthropoda, Insecta, Diptera, Stratiomyidae.
GCUGCGUAAAAGCGACAUAGAUACGAAUAAAUGUCAACGAGAGCGUAAUGGUGAAUAGUCCAUCGAAAAUGACAAAUUUCCAAAAUUUUUCAAGUGAAGUGAUUUGUCGACAGAAUAACUUUUAAUUAAGUGUCCGAUAGUGCUACCCGUGCCGUCCGCAUCUGAUUUGGCUAGAAGAUUCACCCGUAUCCCUAGAAAAUGGCCUCCAGUUGGCGAAUACGCAAAAGAAGUUUUCGUCCUAAAGGUAUUCAAUCUCCAGAUGAUUAUUAUCGAUUGGAUUUAAAAAAAAGUAGCAUUGAGAAUGCUUACGAGAUAUACUCAGCACUUUGUGCAAGUGAUACAUCAGAGAGUAAACGUUUAAGUUUAUUGAAUGCUUUCGCAGCAUUAUUUGAACAGAGUUCUCAAGAGGAUAUGGGAUUUACAACAGAAGAACUUCUUUUUUGCAUAAGUGCAUCUUUAGUUCAUGCAUUUGCACAAGUUAGGGCUGCUGCAUUGCGAGCUAUACGACACCUUCUGCGAACACCUAAGGAUAUUCAAAUAUUUAAUUCAUUGCAACUUCCCCAGCUCGUUUGUCGUAGUAUAGAUAUUCUGUUGCAAAAUGAGGAGGAACGAGUUCAGGCACUAAAAUUGGUACGGAAAACAUUGGCACUUUCGCCUGAACUUACAAGUCCGGUGAUAGUUCGAUGUCUUGUAGCUUUAUGUGAAAGUGGAGUUGAAGAUGGCGAUCGUAUGUUGCGUGCAUGUUUGGCAACACUUUGCGAAUUUGGCGUUCUUAAUCCUACGUUAUUUAUAUUGUGUGGAGGCGUUAGUGCUAUAACGCGGAAUGUUCUCGAAUGUCAUAGUCCGCGAAUAGCGGAAAGUUUAUGUGGCGUGCUGUUGCAUUUGCUAGAAUGGCCUCAGACUAGGAAUAUAGCUGGGGUGCGAUUAGACUGCCUGGCGGCUCCUUAUUGUGAUUUUACCUAUCGACUUGGUAUUAUGGAUAAAAACAAAGAUGCUCGGGAAUUACGGUAUACAUGCAGCCGUUUAGCAUUACUAUCAGUUCUACGCAGUUGGGCUGGUACCAUAGAAUUUUGUGAUCCGCACAAGCCGUCGGGAUUGAAAGCAAUAGUCGAUGUGCUUUAUCUUAACCAAUUAGAAGUUAGAAAAGCCAUCCUAGAUCUCCUUUAUGAGCUGUUAGGUCUUCCACAACCAAUCUGGACGGACGAAUAUUCAGUUGCUCUUUCAGCAGUAGACCCAUCUGAUUUCCAAGAUGCUUGGAGAUUAAAUGAUGGCUUUGUUGCGUUGGAAGGUAGAUGCAUUCUCCCAAGCCUUGCUAGCCGCGUGCCAAAUAUUUGUGAACAGCAUUUAGCCUUACUACUUUAUUGUUUUUUGGAAACUGGACUCAUAAACGCUUUAGUGGAAGUAAUUGUUUCUAGUGACACAUUUUUGUCUGUUCGAGCAACAGUUCUUGUUGGAAAAUUGCUUCAACUCAUGCAUACACACCUUCCUGCGGACAUAUGUAGCAUAAGUCCUGCUUUGCCAACGUUAAUCACAUAUGCAACACAAGGGAAUCCACAGGCGCAUGCAGCAAUUUCAGCUUUGCAGAGUUUACAUCAAAUGUUACAGAAUAGACCUGCAUCAUGUAGCCUGUUUCUUGACAACAUAAUUCAGAGCGGAGCAUUGAUAAAUUCUAGAACGUUUCGAAGAGAAAUCAGUAGUCAAGAGAAUUUUAAUAUUUUACCGCCGUUGUUGGGGACGCUAGAGCGUCGACGGCACGAUUCAUUCUCAUCAAGUCACAGUGGUGGGGAAGACAGUUCAACUUCGCAAUCGCAGUCAAUGAAGCGAUCAAGUUUGCGUUCAAGACGCCGUUUAAAAUUGCUUCACUUUUUUGAUUCGUUGAAAGAAAUUGAGCGACUCAUUAAAGAUUCAAAUGUGUUGCUAAACAAAGAUGGAAAUACUUGGGAUUGGGAGAUCAUUAUUGCAAUAUUCAGGUCAGAUGCAAUUGGAAAGUUGGACGACAUGAAAUGUCGUUUCAUUCGACGUCUUGUUCUCUACUUCAAACCAAGUAGCAAUUGCUUUUCUCAUCAAGAUUUAUCGCACGGUCGGCAUAUUCCCGCUUUUGUAACGGCUGGUUUAGAGCUAAUUGAUUGGCUUUUACAAAAUCCAGAGUUGGAGUAUAUGCGUUUGUUAACCGAUUUGUUUGCGGAUAUAAAUAGUCAGCUGUUUGCAAUAAGUUCAUCGAGAAGUGCCCAUGAUUGCCUAUUUAGCCCAGAGCAUAUGCGAAGCACGAUGUGUCAACAAUAUUUUCUAUUCAUUGGCCGUAUGUGCCGUUAUGAUAAAGGAAUAAGCAUUUUGACGAAUACAGCUGUGUUCAGACAGCUUGAAAAUUUAGUAAUUUCAACAAAUCAUGUGUGCUACGUUAAAUUGAUUGUAUCUGGGUUAGAAUAUGGGCAUAGUGUGUAUGCUAGACGAAUAUUGGAAAAAGCAUUGGUUUCCUCGAAAAUUCGUGAUGGACGCCUAUAUGCUACACAAUUUAUGCUCGUUCUGUUGCGAGCAAGAAUUCCUAAUUUUGAAGUAUGGGGCUUACCGAUGCUAAUUAACCAAACGAAAGAUACUGAACGUUGUGUUGUGCUAGCAGCAUUGGAAAUUUUAGAUGAAGCUUGUCAUGAGAGGACCUACCUUGAAGAAAUAGUUAGCAUAUGGCCCGAUUUCAAGCCACUCGGAGACAUGGGCAAUUUAUUAAUGGCUAGAUAUUAUUCAAUACCACGCGGUUUAAAUCAUCAGAAAGCGGAAAUAGUAGACGAGAUAGAACAAUGGAAGAGAGAAUAUAAUAAAAGAUAUGUUUUACUAGUUGAAGCAGACACACAUGCUAGUUUAACAUUACAUACUAAAAACGAAGACGGAUUCUACAGUAGACGAAAUUGUUCAACUCGGCCAAUAAUGAUUCCGCCAAAUAUCCCACCACAUCUAUAUGGGCAGUUAAUUCAAACGGAGCAAGGAACGAAGAAGUUAAAAAAGCAUGGGGAUCUUCCACAGCUUAUAAGCAUAUUAACUGCAGCUAAAUGUUCAGACGAAACAGAAAGCCUGGAAUUAAAAUCAGCACUUUGGGCUCUUGGCCAUAUAUCGACAAACAGCGACGGUGUAGAAUUUUUGAAUGAUCCUAUUUCUAGAGUAUAUGAGAAAAUAAUUGCUUUAACCAAAUGUGAUGUUUACUCCGUGCGAGCGACGGCGUUAAAUGUAUUAGGACUCGUGGGCAGUACUAACGCUGGUGCAAAUGUUCUAUACAAAUUAGAUUGGUAUUGUGUUCGUCACGACCGUAAUACUCUUUGGCCUGUUUGUCAACCAGAAGAUUGGCUUACGAAUAAUCCGACACCAGUGAGACACCAGUACGAGGAAGUUCCCCCCUAUAAUUAUACAGGUAUUGACGAAAAUAUCAAUGGAUUUAACACCAGUAGCGAUUCAAAUUCGUUUUACUUUGACGAAAAUGGAGAUAGUAAAGAUAGUAGUAAGGAUGAGUAUGAUGGACAAAUUGGAAACAAUUCACGGUCGAGAACACCGCCCGAGGCAAUAACACGAUUCAUCAGGCACGUUCGAUCGUUAUCUGAAUCGAAAACAACGGAUGUGGUAAGCCUAAUUAACAGCGGUGGUCAUCAUAGACAAAGGUUUAAUUCUGGCACUGACUCGAAUACCUCUGGGGUCAGCAGUUGUGAAUCGGUUUUUGGUCGAAAUAUAAUAGCUGAAGUUCAGCAAACUCAACUGAGCCCGAUACCAAGUACCUCGAAUUUAUUAGAACUGCCACUAAAAUCAAGGAGAAGACGUAUUACUCUGGCGUCUUCUGAAUUUCGGAUACAAGGGAAAUUAAGUCCACAAGAUAUGCAGGGAUACGCAACAUUACGUUCGCUUCGAAAACAUAGCCGGCCUGUUCUUUCGGAGUCAGCGGCAGAUGAGUUGGCCGAAAUAUUCGAUAAUGAUAUCGAAACACCGCAACUUCGGCCACGGAAAUUAACAAUCAGCGAAUCACAACGCAAAAUUAAAGUCAGGAGUCUAGAUCGCCAUUCAACACAAAUAUUCGCGCGAAUUGACGAAUUUCACGUUCCUUUACCAACGCUUACAACUCCUAAGUUCCUUAAGCAAACUGACUCGAAAGGGCCAUGUUACUCAGGUAUUUGUCUUCCUAAAAAUAUAUUGGAUUUAUUUCCAUUACGUAAUCUCGGUCGAACCUAUGUAUCACAUAAUUUACAAGAAUACAUUGAUAUGAAAGUGAAUAUCUUAACAGCUAAAUGUCAGCUGCUUUUGAAUGAUUUACUUAACGAAGGCGACGAGGGUUCUGUCAGUAGUUUAUCUGAUGUAUCAUCAGCUAGUAAACGGACUAAAGGAAUUGGAAAAUACAACCGGUUAAGCUGUUUGAAUUGCUGCCGCUCGCUGCGGCUGGCAAACCGUUUGUACUCAAGAACCGAUAGUGAUAUUAACAUUUUUAAAAAGAAAUCAACUGUAGGAAAUCAUAGUUCAUCAGUUCAACAAUUAUCCGAUAUUUCAUUCAAUUCACCAGAGAGCAUCCUAAGUGAUGAAAGUAUACCUGAUCGGCUUACCACUAACAUUCUACAUCAUGUGCAACGUAUGGCCAAUCCAGUUUGUAGUAAACAAUCAAAACUCGCACUCCUAGAAUUGAAACAAAAACACCCUUCUUCGUUUCAAGAUGUCUGUCUCUAUUCUGAAGUUUGUCGAGCUCUUGGACGAGGAACUUAUCGCAUGAAUGCGCGCAGAUUCCUGCAAGAGCUUUUCUUAGAUUUGCAUUUCGAUAGUUUUUCUAUUGAACCAUGUGAAAUUAUUAGCAGUAAACGCAAAGAGACUAGUAGUUGUAAUAAUGCUUCGCUUGUGAUAACCGAAGGUAGCUCAAUGGCUUACAACAAUGUGGCAACAGAUUCGUCGGAUCAAUACUACCUUCCUAUACCGUCACCAGUCAUAAAUAACGUGAAGACUCAAAAAUUAGCUAGUGUUUAUGAAACGAGUUUUGAAAAUUUAAGCAAUUCCCUUGACAUGAUAUCUACCACUAAUGUGAAAAUAAAUUCUUUUAAAAAUCGAAUAGAUACAAAUAACUCGGGAUCGGAUAGUGUUGACGGUGAACCCAAUUCAAAGCAUGAGAAUAACGUGGAAAAGCGUCGACGAUUCAGGACAGCAGAUUCUUUAGAUUUAAGUUGUACAGUAAACAAGUUUCCAAUAACAAGGCGAUGUACGCCACCUUCAUCAGUGUUAACAGAUGGAUAUUGUUUUAACGUGCCGGACUUAUCAAAAUCUGUAUCCACGCCGACCGGCAGUUUAUUUUGUGAAAAACGACUACAAUCAUCUAAAUCAGAGGCUGUUCUAUCAAAGACUAAGCAGAAUUAAUAAAAAUACGGUUCUGUUUUGUUUCAUUAUUAUUUUUACAUAGUUGCAUACCCACAAUCGAUGAAAGUUGUAACCCCAUACACCUACCCUCUUCACUGUUGUUUUUCUUAGAUAUCUCUAUUAUUAUUUAAGAGGCGCCAGAUUCGCGUAAAACAAAAGUAUAUUAAUGUGUAUAUAUGUCCAUUUAUUCAUGAAACAUUCUUUUUUCGACGAUCCUUUACUUUCCUUUUUAUAAUAAUUUCUGUAACAAAGUUUGGCUAUGGUUAAUAAUUGUUUCUUAGAGACCUGUCGCGUUUAAGCACGAUUGAAAUGUUUUAAAAUCGAAAUUUCACCGUACAAUAAAAAAGCAAAUUCAUGAUA